Messenger RNA from Pipistrellus nathusii (Nathusius's pipistrelle), 264 nucleotides. Lineage: Eukaryota; Metazoa; Chordata; Mammalia; Chiroptera; Vespertilionidae. The record is from the annotation of a GenBank genome assembly.
AUGCAGCCUGCGUGGGCACUGUCCUGGGCCAGCCCUUUCUACUGCCAGCGGAGAGCACAAAACCCCAAAGACAGGUCCUGGACGAAGCCUCCCCGGACGCCUCCACCCGACGCCUGCCCAGGCCGCCCAGAUGCCCUCACACCCCCACCUGCGCUGUCUCCGCCUCCCGGGUCCCAGGCACAGGGAUGCCCCACAGAGCUUUGGGCACCUUUGCCCUCUUAUUUCUCCAGAACCCUACAGUGCCUGGAGCUCCUCCAACAAUAG